AGAGCGGUUUAGUCUUUCUCUUCUAUACCUGUCUCCUUCGCCUUGAAACUCGUUAGCCUUUCUUUGUGGAAAAUAGGAAAGGUCAUGGAUAACACCGUGGAAAAUUAGGCGCGAGGUUUGAUGGGGAAUUUGAAAAGAUCCUAUUAAUAAGCACGUAAAAACAAUCAAAAAUCAUCCAGUACACUGCACACUAAAUUUUCUACAUUUUAGACAUCUAUAUAACUUCGAGCAAGUAGGCUUUGCACUGUUUGUAGCAGACGAUAGCUUCUGCGGUCUUUGUGCGCGCGCCUCGAUUUCGAUUGGACCCUAAGCAUGGCUACCAUCGACGAAGCUGAGGCAAGCAGCAGAGCAACAAAAUGCAUCUGGAGCUACUGAAUAGGAAUCACACAUCCUGUUUAUCAGUUCUCAUGGAGCUGCGGUGGAUGAGGCUAGCAUUGAACGAACCGCCGGUGCAGCAGCUGUAGAGACGACAGGUUAUCGUGGACAGGGUUCAAAGUCAGCAUCAUGUUGUAAGCGAAUCCUCUACAUCCGCUGCUAGCCAUCGCCGUCAUUGUCCGUCCCGUGCAGCACGCGCGAAGGGCAAAGCGCAGCAAGGUAGCGGGUGCACACUCACUAGUUCACGGUCAGUUCAGCUGCUCACGCCCUUCAGCACGGCCAGUCUGCACGGUGACGUUUCCAAGAUUCAAGCGUGACGUCUCGGACUGGCUAAUGAGUCACCUGCCUCGACGUACUACGUCUACGGGGGUCACACACCCUUGCUAAGCGCUUCAACUAAGCGGCAACCGCUCGGUUGUAUUCAAUGAUGGUCCAGUCGAAGUGGACGAACCUGAUACUAAAUUAGCAGACUGUUCUCACUAAUCCGCACUCUACCUUCGGAUUAUAAGAAGAAAAAAAAAAAGCAAACAAACAACCGAAUCGUGUCUGCCUGCUGUUGGAAGUUUCGUUUACCACCUCGUCAUCAGCGUCGACGUCCCUAAACAUUCUUCUUUGAAACGGUGCCUAUGAUGAUGCAGGAUAAACACCUUUAAAAAAAAAGGGAGGGGCCAGAAUCGAAGAAACGCAACUGUUGGGUAGUUCAGUUUCUGUCCCGGAGAAGAGGUCGAAGGUCAGCAGAAUGCGUAUGCACCCACGUCGUGCCUUGCGGAUCGUAAUAGUGGUGGCCAUGGUGCUGUUUGCUCUGCUCAACAUGCAUCUCAUGCCCAGCUGGCCGGAGGGCGACCAAAACUACCGGGAGUACUCGGGGCUGGCCAGCAAGCAACUGCAUAGCGCGCACAUGCAGCUGGGCUGGUCGCCGGAAGUAGACGCCAACGGCGGGGACGUCAUCAGCCAGCUCGUCAGUCUGGCCAGGCCUCUUCACUCCCGGGUCGUUAUCAACGCCAGUGUGAAUAGUACUCACGUGGAGACUUACAGCGGACCUGAUCUGGAACUCAACAUCAGUGACAUAGAAUCAGUCAAGAAAGAAAUACUGCGCAUUAACCGGGAGCAGCCUGUCCUAAAUCUGAGCAAAUUUGGCCUGAUGCUGGUGUAGAAAGUGUUGUUAUAGUAGUGCAGGCUCACAACCGUGUGGAGCACCUCAGAAUUCUCUUUGACUCCCUGGCAAAGGUGCAGGGCAUUGAGAAGGUGCUGCUGAUCAUUUCCCAUGAUGUCUUCUCACACGAACUGAACAAGCUGGUCCAGGGUAUCACUUUCUGUCCGGUUCUUCAAAUAUUUUUCCCAUAUUCGCAACAAAUCUAUUCAGACAAGUUCCCAGGGGAAGACCCAAAUGACUGCCCUCGUGAUAUCAAGAAGGAAGUUGCUUUGGAAAGGAAGUGCAACAAUGCUGGAGCACCCAGACAAAUAUGGCCAUUAUCGGGAAGCAAAGUACUGCCAGAUUAAACACCACUGGAUAUGGAAGCUCCAGUUCGUGUUUGAACAAGUUCGACUGCUGGAUGGGUAUGAGGGCCAUGUGCUGCUGCUUGAAGAUGAUUAUUACUUAUUUCCAGACAGCCUUUCCUCCCUACAGUUGAUGCAAACAACUAGGAACAAAGACUGCCCUGAUUGUCAUAUGCUAGUACUUGGAAACUAUGAAAAAACUCAGAACUACAAUGCUGACAAUGGGAAGGCUGAGCGAGCUUACUGGAUCUCAUCCAAGCACAACCUGGGUAUGGCCUUUACCAGGUCACUGUGGAAUCAAAUAAAAAAAUGUGCUAAAGAAUUUUGUCAGUUUGAUGACUACAACUGGGACUGGACUCUCCAGCAUCUCAGCACGAACUGCAUUAGUGACAAGAUACGUAUCCUCAAGAUGAAGGCUACAAGGGUUUUCCAUAUUGGUGAAUGUGGAACACAUGUUAAGUCCAAGAAUUGUGAUCCCAUGGCCAAAGUUCAGCAGGUAGAAGCAACUCUAGACAGCAACAAGCAGCAUCUUUUUCCCAACACUGUUGUCAUUGAUGGAGAAUCUCGUUUUAAACUGCGUGAUCCAAAACCCAAUGGUGGGUGGGGUGACGUAAGGGACCAUGAUUUGUGCAAAAGUUUCUUCAAUUUAACAACAUCCCCAAUAAGCAGAUGAUAGAAACUUUUGCUCUGUCAAAACAAAAACAUUUAAAAACUCUCAAUUAAAAUGAGGGACAUUGUUUGCUAAGCAUCAGGUGUUGCUGUGUUGCCAAAAUUGCUAAUGUUGCUGGGGGUGAUCUGAAAGUCACUUGCUGCAAUGUCCACCUCACCUUUUUCAAAGAAAAAGUAUUAAACUUUGCAUGUGUUAAAGUGUACUACCUGAGUUUUUUUUUUUUUAAUCUUUUACAAAAGAUUAAAGUUAUCUCUCUUUAAAAUGUUGUUUGUGCAGUGAAACACAGACUUUUCUUGCAUAUUUAGCCAUGCUAUUCUAGUCAUGGCAUUUUGAACAUACUCUGUGCCAUCGAAGUUAUUGAUGGGAAUAAAGAUGAAUGAUUCGUAUUUGGAGAUAAAACAUCCUUAUGUGCAAAAAAUGUGAUUGCUUAGUGGGCAGCUUUAGUUUGCAAAGUACUGCUUUCAUGAUAAUUAUUCAUUUGAGAUGAAGAAGGGGGGGUGGUGGAAGCAGUUGGUUUUGUAAACCUCUACCUGCCCCUAUUUUUUUCAUGUCAGUAUCACUUCUUUCAAGCAGAAGUAUGGAGAGGGUGAUUAGAGUUAUGCAUAAGACAUUUAAGGAAAAAAUAUGUUUGUAUACCAAAAACAUCAGCUAAAAAUAUGUUCUGCCAUUUUUUGUGUUUUAUUUUUCUUGUGUUGUAAGCUGAUAUUAUUAGAAAGAUUUCACUUGAAAAGCAAAAAGAAAGGAAGAACUAAAAAUGGAUUUAAAUUUAACAUUGAAAUACCUACAAAAUUAUUUACUCAGACUUCUGACAUAUCCUAAACAAAGUUGAUUUCGGACACAUCUUGGGUAUGACAGAAAGGUAGUUGCUUUCCCGUUCUGUAGAUGUGGUUUUAUUAUCAAGUCUCAUGUAAAGUCGUACCUCUCAGCUGUGGCAUUUUUCUUUUGCAAAACAAAGUAAAAUGGCUCAGCAAAACCUCCACUCACUGUGAUGAAUAGCGUUCCAUGUAUGUAUGAAAAUUAAUUAUCCAUGGAGCUCAUAUGCAUAAUCAUCUUUUUUUAGGUAUGAAUAUUUGAAUGUAAUUGAAGUAAGGCACAAAGCUAACCUCAGUGCAUUUCUUAUAGACUGUGUAAACAGUUAAGAGGACAUGGUAUGGUAAACGAGGCUUUGUAUUAGGAAGAAACAAUCUGGCCUGCUUUUUUUUCCCCAAAGUUAGAGUAUGCUGGAGGUAAGUUGGAAAUUAUUGUUGGUGCCUUUCCUGCCAAAGUUAGCUUUAUGCUUUCCUUCCAAAAAAUCUGUAUGCCUGUUUUCUGCAGAUGUAAAGUAUGAAUGUAGGUCAUUCUAUAAGUCAUCUGUUCCAGCAUUCUGUCUUUUGACGAAGUAUGGUUUGUAUUAACAGCUAUUGUAAGAAAAGUUGGUGACCGCUGGAACAUAUCAGCAUCAUGCAAAGGCUAGAAAUUGCUAGAUUGGAGUGGAUAUUGUAGUAAAGGGAUUUGUUAGUACAGCAUAUGUUUAUUCUGACACUGGUGUCACCAGAGACUGUUAUCAGAAUGGAAUUAGACUGGUGCACUUGAGUUUCUUGUCAUAGAGUUUGCUACAUAUCCAUGCUGUUUUAUGUCAGUACUCAGUAUCCAUAUCCUUCAGAUGUGUGCCGAAGCUUCCAUUUUUUGUUUUGAUUUCGAUAGGGAUGCUAAAUAUAUGGAUUAUGUAAGAAGUGUGACUGUCCUCUCAUUUGUCUGGGAGUCCGGUGGUACAAUGGUUAGCGCUUGUCACUAAUACAGUGAGGAUUGGCUGUCCUGGAUGAAGAUCUCAUCUCAGACAAACUGCUCUUUCUCUGAAUGUGGCCUCUGUACAAGGCUGGCUACUUUGCCAUGAUAUAGCCUUAGUUGCUGGCUUGGCAUAAAACACAAAUUGCUCACCACUCUCAUUUGUCCUUUUCUUUAUGAGCUUUGGAACAACACAGCGGGUGUGGGUGUGGGUUCCUGCAUUUGAGAGAAUGAGUGUGUGACACUAUAACCACUGUUUAUUUUUGUUGGGGACAAAUAAUAAUAUGUAAUUUUCUAAAAAUUCAUACAUAAGUUUUUUUUUUUAAUGAAGGUGUUACCUGCUGGCAGUUUAGGAUUAUCUGGUUGGUUUGUUUUUUUUAAAGAUGUAGAUUUGCCAUAUAUUUUUGUACAUUUGCCAUUGUGCCACAUAAGGUUAUAAGUUUCCAAGAAAUGCAUUAAUUUUUUAGUCCUAUCACUUUAAUUAUAAUAAUUGUCAUUAAUUUAUAAGAAAUAAAAGGCAGGAAUUCUGUUGGUAUAGGUUAGCUUAAUUAGUGUUUUCAAUUAUUAUUAUUGCUUUUAUGGAAUUAAAAGAAAAAUCUGUAAGGGAUAGAGUUUAAUCUGAGUCAUUGUAAGGUGUCAGAAGAAAAUUUAAAAAGUCAUUCGCUUUGUUAAAGCUUUUCCCGCAAGACAGGAAAUUCAGGAAUUUUGUACAAGGAAACGUUGAAAGAGACAUGUUAAUGCAGCCAUGUACCUCAAUAAAGCCCUGAGCAUUUCCUCAGUGUAUCAAAUAUGUUCUGUGAUCAACAAAUUAAACUAAUGAAUAAAACAUGUUUGAUGAGAGUAAAACUGAUAUUAAGCAAAGCUUCAGCAUUGGCAGCAGUCUGAGAAAAGGAUGUAAAAUAGUAGGAGAUUAUAGGAGGAGGAUUUAAGUAUUGUCCAAGAAUAAAUAGAUCAUUGAAGGAAGUAUUUUUGUUUGGCAUAAUUUUCUGGGUUUUUUUAUGUGUAUUGCUUUAGACAGAAAAUGCCUCAGAUGCCAACUCUGCUUUAAUGGCAUUCUGUGUCUUUUACUUGUAAUUAAUCAUUGAAAAACGAACGGCACACUGCAUUGAAUGAUGCAGGCUCAAUCGCCUGCUGGAUGUAUAUUUCCCACUAAUGUGGAUGCUUAUAUACUCUAGUUAGUAAAAUUUAUGAUAUUUGUAUACAUUUAACCUUGUUCCUCCUUUUGCUGCUAAUGUUGAUUAUGGUGUACAUAAAUGUGUUCAUAUACUCAGAUGUUGGAAACAUUUAAUGUACUUAAUAUAAUAACUUGCCAGAGAGAAGUUGUAAUCACAGCUGAAUGCCAUUGACUGUGUUGGUACGAGCUUAGAUGUAUCAAAAGGAAUGACUGUGACAUGGUAGGGGUUCUUCAUGCUGCAUAUUUACACUGCAGCUUCAGUAGAUAGCAGAUGGAGAUACCUGGUGGCUUUUAUUGUCCCUCAGGCAUAUUUAGUAACAUAGCUAUUUUGUAUAUAUAUAUACACACAGAGCGCAUAUUUAAAUACACAUAGAGUACACACAAACAGAAAAUACUUGAUGACUGUAUCAGUAUUUCUUAAGAACACAAAGCCAGUGUGAACGCUAGUGACACAUAAGCACACAUAAGCAUUAAAAGGCUAGACAAGAGGAAAUUAUGUGCAUCUUUUGAUUUGGUAGAUUCUUAAAUAAGUGACUUUCUAAAUGUUUUAUCAGAUUUGUUUUAUUGUCAUUUAAGAUUUGUAAUACAAAUGUUAUACCAUCUACAGUGAAGUCUCAUUUUCCACACUUUUAGAGUCCAGUUUCUUGCUGCAGCAUGUGCUGGUUUUUUUUUUUAAUACUUUAAUUCUAACUUGCUGUUAAACUACUGGCUUCUGCUAUUACAAAUUGGGUUCCAAAAUUGGACUUUUUUUUUUUAAAAUCAGAUUUUAUGCUGACAUAGUGGAUGCUCAUGUAGACAGCAUUCUAAAUAGCAUCUUCAAAAUUUUGAAGAAAAAAAAAUGCAGCAAAUAAGACUUUCCUCAUCAUGGGCAGUGUUGUGACAUCACUCACACCUGUAACUUUUGCCUCAGUUCUGGCUCUUUUACUUCCCACCUCUCAGUGAAUAAGCUCAAGUUUUAUAUUAUUCAUUAGUUAGUUAUGUCACCCAUUUAUUUUAUAUUAUUUCAACUUUGUUGUAAGUAGGAAUUUUUUUCAUAAAAAUAAUGGAAAUAUUUUUUUGCUGUCCAUGCAUUUAUAUUCAAACUAUUUUCAGGAAUGUACAUUUGGAGAGCAAGUUUUUGACUGUGUAUAUAUGUGUAUGUAAAAUUUCACCCUUGAGUGGGACCUGUUGAAAAAGCUGUGGACAGAAAUAAGAUUGACAUGUGCCAUAGGACACAUAAUUUUAAAAAAAUUUUGUUGCAGAAUGUGAUAGCAUGAAAUUGGGAGUAUUGCAGUGUAAUAACGAUCAUAAGAUUUCUAUACUAGAUUUCAUCCUUUUGUCAUUUUUUUAAGCUUCGUAUAUUAUUAAAACUUCAUGAUUUGUUUAAUCAAGAGAAGCCCAACAGGGAAUAUGUUGCAUUACAGUAUGUCACCUCCUUUAUUAAAGUCAGCCUUUAUGGCAUGAUCACAACAUAAGUGUUGAUGAGGGAGGUGAAAAUAUUAAUGAGGGUGCUUGCAUGAGAUCUGACACAUUUCUUGUGGGUGUUUGUGAUAACUGGUGUGCUGUAGAAGUGAUUGAAUGUAUUUCCUGGGAGAACCUGUUUUGACAUCUGUGUAUUGAUGAUAUAUACCACUGAACACAAGAAUGCCCAAACUAUCUGCGUGCAUACUUCAGAGCAUUUUGUGUAACUUUUUUCCUAACAGGCAGUGUGUUAUUGCUUUGUGUCUGCGUGGCGUACGAGGGGCUUUGACACUUUUUUUUAACUUCUAUUUUGAUGCUCAUUUCCUCUUGAGAUUUAAGGCAUCGGGAAACGAGAUCUAGCUUUGUUACAUCUUUUCCAGCCUAUUAUCAUGUUUGGACUUGUGUAUUAUUAAGAUGGUCAUGAUUUUGAGGAGAUGGUCCAGGUUUGUGCAAUUAAUUUUACUCAAUGAAUUUUAUUAGGCAUAACAUUUCUGAAGUAUUUUAAGAGGGGUACAUGUUUCAGCUUUUCACAGAAGGGUAAAGGUGUGAGGCCAUUUCUAUCUGGCAUGCUCAGAGUUUUUCUUGUAAAAAUGCACCUCAGGACUACAAAGAGUAUAAGAGAUCUCAUUCCCUUUAUGUGGAAAGGUAAGGGGAUUGUCCAUAUACUUUAUAUGAACUCUUUAAUGUUGGCAAAACUAGUAAUUUAGGAACAAAUAUUUGUUGCAGUCUAUGAGCUUAAAUGUCAUUUGUAGGGAAUGAUUUAUUUUAGAGGAAUGCUCUGCAAUAACAUGCAGUUAGAACACUCAGCUUCAGACUGAGAGAUCACUGGCUUGAAGCUCACUUGGGCUAUUGAAUAGUAAUUUCCCUUUCUCAUCGUGUCUUGAAUGGGCUACCUAAUCUUUCAGGGAAGAAAAAAGGUGUAAAAAGCCACACCAGAAACAAGGUGAACCAUUUCAUUUUACCACUAGUAAGCCAUGCCAGAAACAAGAUGAACCAGUGACAUUUUACCACUAGUUUCAUUAUCCUUAUUACUUUAAAGAACACACAUUGAAGAAAAUUAGAUUAAAUCUCCAAGGAAAAGUAACAAAAUUUGGGGAGCAGGAUGUUCAUGCCAGUUUUGCUGAUGUUGUAUAAAUUUAACAUUUCAUAUCAUGGCGAUUAGAAUAACAUUUUACUGUACACAGCUGUGUUGUGACUGUUGUAUGUUUGCCAGGUUGUUUUGUAAGAGGGAAAAUGCAAUAAAUAAUGUUUAACAUAA
Pomacea canaliculata is the source of this 8178-nucleotide messenger RNA. Its product is annotated as alpha-1,6-mannosyl-glycoprotein 2-beta-N-acetylglucosaminyltransferase-like. The record is from RefSeq and is a predicted model, not a curated record. Lineage: Eukaryota; Metazoa; Mollusca; Gastropoda; Architaenioglossa; Ampullariidae. Bases 1763 to 2545 code for a protein of 260 amino acids. Gene Ontology annotation, biological process: protein N-linked glycosylation; oligosaccharide biosynthetic process. Gene Ontology annotation, cellular component: Golgi stack; Golgi membrane. Gene Ontology annotation, molecular function: alpha-1,6-mannosylglycoprotein 2-beta-N-acetylglucosaminyltransferase activity. The transcript has 10 exons.